Messenger RNA from Hibiscus syriacus, 1386 nucleotides. RefSeq names its product phospholipase A1-II 1-like. The record is from RefSeq and is a predicted model, not a curated record. Gene Ontology annotation, biological process: lipid metabolic process. Gene Ontology annotation, molecular function: glycerophospholipid phospholipase A1 activity. Bases 28 to 1362 code for a protein of 444 amino acids. NCBI's taxonomy places the organism in Eukaryota, Viridiplantae, Streptophyta, Magnoliopsida, Malvales, Malvaceae. The transcript is spliced from 3 exons.
ACAAACUCAAAGAAAAAAAAAAGAGUGAUGUGCGGAUCCAUAGCAAGCCGAUGGAGAGUACUAAGCGGCGAGAACAAUUGGGAGGGUCUCCUUGAACCUCUAGAUCCCGAUCUCCGCAGAUAUAUCAUUCAUUACGGUCAAAUGACUGCAGCCAUAGAAGACCUGUUCAACAAAAAGAAGAAAGCAGCAGACGCGACGGAAGAAGAGUUCUUCACCAAGGCUUGUCUCGUAAAAGGAAACCUAUACGAGUACGACGUGGAUCGGUUCAUUUAUGCCGGCACAAGAGUUGUUCCGUCGUCAUGGUUCGGAUAUGUGGCCGUGGCCACCGAUGAAGGAAAGCGUGCACUCGGCCGGAGGGACAUUUUGAUCGCUUGGAGAGGAACCAAGACGAACUGGGAACUCAUCAAUGAUUGCAUCAUAAAUCAUACAUCCGGUACUGAUAUAUUCCCCACUGCGAAGGAACACGGUGCUAAACUGCACCGGGGCUUCCACUCUCUUUAUACCGGAACAAGAACUCGUUGCGAAACUAGCGCCAGACAGCAGGUCCUGGACGCGGUAGAGGAGCUUGUGAAAAAGUACGAAAAUGAGGAAACAAGCAUAACUGUGACCGGGUUCAGCUUGGGUGCUGCACUCGCAACCCUAACCGCAAUGGACAUAGUUGCCAAUGGAUAUAACAAGCCCACCACCGGCAACAAGCCGUGCAUGGUCACUGCCUUCACCUACGGCGGUCCGCAUAUCGGAAACGUUAAUUUGAAAAAAAUAUUUGGUACACUCGGCAAACACCAUCAUCUUCUUCGUAUAAAAAAUAAAAAAGAUCCGGUUACUAAACUUCCACCGGGUUCGAAAACUUAUUUCGGAAAUAAAUUGGUUGUUGACUCCUCGAUGUCAAACUACCUGAAGGGGCUUAUUUCUCCUCCGACUCCGAGCAUGAAGUCUGUGGGAUCCCCUUUCUUAUCAUGCAUUAAUGGCGUGGGCACUAAACGCAAACGUAGCGAUAGUCACAUAGUCCCUCUAGAUGAUAAACUUAAAGCCAAGCGUAUCUGCGAAGACGAAGACCAAGACGAAUCUCAACCAAUUCCAGACGAAUCUAAUAGUAGACACAAACGCAAACGUAGCAUUCCAGAAAUCCUUUUUAGUACUCACAGUAUGGACCUAUAUAUGCAUGGAGUUGCAAUCAAAGACAUCGAGAACAACGCUAGCAAAUUAUUAGAUCAUGAUAUAGCACUCGUAAACAAACACUCAGGUCGUCUGAAAAAAGAGUACAAAAUUCCUUCGAAAUGGUGGUUCGGUAAGAACCGCAAAAAAAUGGUUCAAUUGGAGAACGGUCGUUGGAAAGUUCAAAAGCAGCAAACGUUUCGAUAAAUCACCUUAAGUUGUUUGUCUUUC